AUGCGAAAUCACUUUCUCAAUGCUUUCAUUGCUGAUUUAUGUAAUCCUAAGAAUUGUUUUGGAGCUUCCAUCUCCAUACCUAUUGCUCCUUACAGUUUUCCUGAGAAGACAAGAAAAUGUUUCAUCUUAUAUAACAAUCAUUACUUGUACGCUUUAAAUAAAACAGCUGAUGAUGUGGAGGUCAUAGAUGAUUGGGAAGAAGAAGAGGAAGUUGAACCACGACUUGGCGACGGAGGAGAUGGUGGUGGGAUUGUUCUUGGAGGUGUCCAAUGGGGUGAAAAAGCUCUCUCUAUUGCUUCUCAAGUUGUGAAGCAGUCUGAAGAAGAUUUACAACUGUUUGCUUUCAGAACUUCUCCGCGUGGAUAUAUAUACGUCAGACUAGACAAACUCUCCAAUGAAUAUGGAUGUCCUACCUUGGAUGAGCUUGAGGAAUUUAGUCGAGAAUUUAAGAAAAGACUAGAUGAUGCAGGGGCUGCAAAAGUUGUCCCAGAGGAUCUAGCACUCGAGGUAUCAUCUCCUGGAGCAGAGAGGCUGCUGAGAGUUCCAGAGGACUUGCAGCGAUUCAAGGAGAUGCCGAUGACAGUAAGCUAUGAAGAGGAAACAAACUCGAGGAAAGCAGUAAAGAGCGCAGUGUUCCUCUUGGAGUCUGUAGAUGCAGAAUCAGAGAUCUGUAUCUGGAAAUUAGCAGAUGUGAGGGAGAACAGAGAUCCCGAAAGCAAAGGCAGACCGUUGACCCGUAAACAAAAAGACCUGAGAAUCAAACUGCCUUUCACAUUUCAUACGAAGAUAAAUCUCUAUCUGGAUUAG
Messenger RNA from Arabis nemorensis, 807 nucleotides. NCBI's taxonomy places the organism in Eukaryota, Viridiplantae, Streptophyta, Magnoliopsida, Brassicales, Brassicaceae. The record is from the annotation of a GenBank genome assembly.